Messenger RNA from Linum tenue, 1245 nucleotides. The record is from the annotation of a GenBank genome assembly. Lineage: Eukaryota; Viridiplantae; Streptophyta; Magnoliopsida; Malpighiales; Linaceae.
AUGAUUCAGUCUUUGAAUGCUAAGCAAUUUGAGGCUUUCUCAACAAUUAUACUGUCGGUCAAUAACAAUCUAGGGAAGUCAUUCUUUUUAUAUGGUCAUGGGGGAACAGGGAAGACUUUCUUAUAUAAUGCAAUCAUUGCAAAGUUGAGGAGUCAGUCAAAAAUUGCAAUUGUUGUGGCAUCAUCAGGAAUUGCAGCAACUCUUCUUCCAAAUGGCACAACAGCACAUUCGAGAUUCAAGAUACCUCUACAUGUCGAUGGUACAUCCACUUGCUCGAUUAAAAAAGGAACACACCUAGCUCAACUGAUACAACAAGCAUCAUUAAUUGUUUGGGACGAAGCACCAAUGACACAUCGACAUGCAUUUGAGGCCAUCAGUAGAUCAUUCUGUGAUUUAAUGGAUAUACCCAUAGAAGGACCAGGCCAUAGAUUAUUCGGGGGAAAAACAGUACUCUUUGGUGGCGACUUCAGACAGACACUGCCAUUAAUUGCAGAUUUUGGCCGUGAGCAGACUCUGGAUGGAUCCCUCACAAGGUCACCUAUGUGGUCUUCAUUUACUAUGCUCAAACUAUCAGAAAACAUGAGGUUAGAUAAUUCAUUAGCAAAUAGGGCAUUAGUUAGUGAUGGUUACACAUUUGGAGAGUGGGUUCUUGCACUUGGAGAUGGAAAGCUUCCAACAGAAUCAUUCAAACAAAAUGCUCCUUCAGACUGGAUACAAAUUCCUGAAGUGUUUUUGGUGCCUACUACAAAUGAGCCAAUCCAAUCUAUUACAUCAGAUAUAUAUGACUCAUUUGCAGAAAAGUACAAAAACACUAUUUACCUUACAAGCAGGGCAAUAGUUACACCAACCAAUGCUAAGGUCAACGAAAUCAAUGACUAUAUGCUUCAACAGCUGCCAGGGCUGGCUCGCUCAUACCACAGCUCCGAUUCUAUGCAGGUUGAUACAGAUGUUCCAGAAUCAUUUAACGAAAGCUACUUGACUGAAUUUCUGAAUACACUCACAUUCAAUGGCGUGCCAGAUCAUGAAAUCAAACUGAAAGUUCAUGCUCCAGUAAUGCUGCUCAGGAAUUUGAGUCCUUCAAAUGGUCUUUGUAAUGGGACAAGAAUUCUGAUAACUUUCUUAGGUGAGAACAUCAUCAAAGGCACAAUUAUGGGAGGAUCUUAUGACACAAAAUUGGUGAUUAUGCCAAGGAUAGUUCUCAACGUAGAAGAUAAAAGAUGGCCUUUCAUUCUCAAACGAAGGUAG